This is a messenger RNA of Haliotis rufescens (red abalone), 1269 nucleotides long. RefSeq names its product RNA-binding protein lark-like. Gene Ontology annotation, biological process: mRNA splicing, via spliceosome. NCBI's taxonomy places the organism in Eukaryota, Metazoa, Mollusca, Gastropoda, Lepetellida, Haliotidae. Gene Ontology annotation, molecular function: zinc ion binding; mRNA binding. Gene Ontology annotation, cellular component: nuclear speck. The transcript has 9 exons. The coding region runs from base 165 to 881 and encodes 238 amino acids. The record is from RefSeq and is a predicted model, not a curated record.
AUCGACGCCAAACCACAAUGUAAGGAAAGCUGGAGUUCUUUCCCUUGAAGACGAUAGGUGGCGCUAAAAGUUAAUUUCAGCGUGGUUUCAGUAUGAAAGAAGAAUAAAAGAAAGAGGCCGAAAACCUAAUACGCAGCAACAGACGUUUUUCGUACCUGUUGAAAAUGAGUACAAAGCUGUAUGUUGGCAAUCUGCCAGAGACCUGUCGUAAGAUAGAUCUGGAGACUGUGUUUGCAAAGUAUGGAACCGUUGUGGAGUGUGACAUUGUACAGAACUUUGCCUUUGUGCAUUAUGAAAAGGCAGAUGAUGCAAAAGUGGCCGUGGAGAUGACCAAUGGUAUUGAUUUAAGUGGCAGUGCCCUAAAAGUUGAGCUGUCACAUAGCAAGGUCCGACAGAGACCUGGGAUGGGAGGGAAAGGAGACUGCUACAGAUGUGGGAAGGAAGGACACUGGUCCAAAGACUGUCCAAGGGGACCUGUUCGAGGUCGUGGAAGAAGUCCUGGUGGACCAAGGAGAGGAUAUGACCCCUAUGACAGGCCCUACAGGGAUCCCUAUGCUGAUCCUUACUAUCGUGACCGUUACCUACCGCCACCUCCACCCAUAGACAGAUACAGGCCUUAUGCUGACCCCUAUGAUCGACGCCCCCUUCCCCCACCACCAAGGGAUCCAUACUACAGAGAGAGGGACCCGUACGAGAGACCGCCUCCGGAGUACUAUGGGAGAAGGUCACCACCCCCAAGGGAUGCUUAUUACGACAGCUACUAUGCCCGUAGUCGGAAUGUUUCCAAAAUUGGUAAAUCCCAUAAUUACCCUCCACCACAUCAUCUGUCAGAAGCGAGUCGGUCGUCUCCUCCGAGAAGUCGCGUGCCUGGUCCAUACUGACAUAGUCGGGUGCAAAGAUUUAACGUGAGGAAGAAUUUGCGAUGAAUACACCAGGAGUUUGCGGAAAGGAGCACCGAGUGUUUAAAUACAUGAACUCUUCAUAACGGACUUAUUGCGUCUCGCACAGCUAGCCCUUCACACCAGUAUCCAUGAACAAUUAUUACUUCAUGCUUUUUACAGUGGCGGUCGUGGUAACAAUUUCGAUGGAUUCCUUAACUCGCCUUUCAUUACUGAAUUUAAAUGUGAAUCAUGUUGUUACAAAUCGCCAGUCUUUUCCUCAUUAUAAUUAUAUAUUUCAUAUCAAUCGUGUUAAUUUCUGUUAAUAGUUAUGUGUUAAUCACGCUGCGUUUUACUGUAAUAAAUCGGUCAUCAGUGAUGUUUAAUAAUA